Messenger RNA from Andrographis paniculata, 2021 nucleotides. RefSeq names its product tRNA nucleotidyltransferase cca2. Gene Ontology annotation, biological process: tRNA 3'-terminal CCA addition. The transcript is spliced from 15 exons. The record is from RefSeq and is a predicted model, not a curated record. NCBI's taxonomy places the organism in Eukaryota, Viridiplantae, Streptophyta, Magnoliopsida, Lamiales, Acanthaceae. Gene Ontology annotation, molecular function: ATP:3'-cytidine-cytidine-tRNA adenylyltransferase activity; RNA binding. Bases 81 to 1850 code for a protein of 589 amino acids.
AUUUAUCAAUGCUUUUGUGUUGAUUCGGCCCUAAUGGUAAUGGAUGGAAACUUUCCUAUUCCCUUUGAAAUUGCUGCUUCAUGGGGGCCAUGAAAUUGGCAAGUCCCCGUUUUUUAUCUUCCUUUACUAAAACCCUACGGCUUCCCUCGUUCGGAAACCUCUUCAAAUCCUCGCAUCCCUCUGCUUUUCCAACCCUGCCAAACAAUACCCUGAACGGGAGACCUUUGGAUUUUCCUCACAAUAAGCGUAUCCUCUGCUUCUCCACAAGUGCUACUGUGAAAGCAACAAUGGGUGUGUCAACGCCCGCGGCAAUUCACGUUAAGGAUCAUAUUGAUCUCACGACCAAGGAAAAGAAAAUAUUCGACUGUCUUCUCCGGGUUCUCUCCCACUUCAACCUCCAAACCCAACUUCGCGUUGCUGGGGGUUGGGUUCGCGAUAAGCUGUUGGGGAAAGAAUGUUAUGAUAUCGAUAUUGCCCUUGACAAUAUGUUAGGGAGGGAGUUUUGCGAAAAAGUGAAUGAAUAUUUGUCAUUUUCCGGUGAAGAGACUCAGGGCAUUGGUGUCAUACAAUGCAAUCCAGAUCAGUCAAAGCAUUUGGAAACAGCAAGAAUGCGCCUUUUCGAUGUGUGGAUUGACUUUGUGAACUUAAGAUCAGAAGACUACAGUGAGAAUAGCCGUAUACCGACAAUGAGAUUUGGCACUGCUGAAGAGGACGCAUAUCGAAGAGACUUGACUAUCAACAGCUUGUUCUACAACAUCAAUACCAGUUCAGUUGAAGAUUUUACAAAACGAGGCAUUGAGGAUUUAAAAGCUGGGAGAAUAGUGACCCCAUUACCUCCAAAACAGACAUUUCUUGAUGAUCCCCUUCGAGUUCUUCGAGCUAUACGAUUUGGCGCAAGGUUUGAAUUUGCCUUGGAUGGAGAAUUGAAGAUUGCAGCUUCAGAUAAUGAAGUACGAUCUGCCGUUGCUGAUAAAAUUAGUAGAGAGCGAAUUGGUCAUGAGAUUGAUCUCAUGGUAUCUGGAAAUCAACCUGUGACUGCAAUAACCUACAUUUCUGAGUUGCAGUUGUUUUGGGCUGUAUUUAACCUCCCAUCUGAGGUGAAACCUUCAGAACCAGAAGCAUGUGAAAGGCUUUGUAUUGCUUACAUGGAUUCAGCAUUGAGAUUUUUGAAGUUAGUAGGCUCCUCCUUCACAGAUGACCAAUGCAGGCUCUGUCUAUAUGCUGCUUUGCUUCUGCCCUUUCGAAAUACAAGUUACAAAGACAAGAAAGGGAAAAUGAUUCCAACUGUGAGCUACAUCUUUCGCACUUCUCUUAAGUUAAAGAACAGUGAUGCAGAUGCAGUUAUUAGCCAGCAUCUUGCGGCAGAAAAUUUUUUGUGUUUGAUUCCUUUAAUCACAUCCCAUGAGGGCUCUCAAAAUGUUGAAGUAAAAUGGAAAAAGGAAACUAUUGAUGCUCCUGCAUCUGCAAAGCUCAGAAUAUUGGCUGGCUUGCUUCUGCGAGAUAUCAAAGAAUUUUGGCGCCCUGCGCUGAUGCUUUCAAUGCUAUUAUACUCUGGUACCGGUGAGGAACCACGUGUAGAGGACAUUGAAUUAAAUACGAGAAGAGACCUUUAUGAUAGGGUCGAAAAGGCAUUGGUGGAAAUGGGGUUGGAGAAAGUGUGGGAAGUGAAACCAAUAGUGAAUGGUAAAGAAAUUAUGAACAUAUUAGAGCUGAAAUCGGGAGGGCCUAUUGUGAAGGAAUGGCAAGAGAAGCUACUACAAUGGCAGCUUGCAUACCCAGAGGCCACUUCAGAGGAAUGCAUCCAAUGGAUGAACACACAAAUUCAAUCGAAACGCCCCAGGAUAGAAUAAAUGAAUAGAAGCAUAUGGCACCCGGCCUUUCUUAUUAUGUUGUGUAUUUUUUGGUGACCGAGUUAGUAUUAGAUUUGAUUAACUGUAUUAUUCAAAAUUAGUCUGUUUUAAAUUAUGUUAAUAUUUUGGUUGGUUUGACUGUUUAUUUGUAUUUUUAAAUACGUUCUUAUA